UUUUGCUUUUGUCAACACUCACGCGUUGACAGUUCGGCACGAGAUUUCCUGUAAGUGCGAGCAACCUACGAAAUCUCUUUCAACGCUGGCAAGGCCUAUACAAGCCGCUUGGUUUCCUAUCGUGUUGAAACAGGUAAAAACGUAAUUUGUACCGAUUAAUCGACUUCCACAGCAUAAGUAUAAACUUCGGGUACAAUUAUUCCUGUUGGUGAGUUGAUCGCAAGUGAAAGAUGUCGAGUACUUCUCAAAAACAUAGAAAUUUUGUUGCUGAACCCAUGGGUGAUAAACCGGUAACGGAUUUGGCUGGCGUCGGGGAUGUUCUCGGGAAGAGACUGGACGCAGCUGGUUUCGACAAGGCAUAUACGGUACUCGGACAGUACCUACUGUUGAAAAAAGAUGCCGAACUGUUCAAGGAUUGGAUGAAGGACACUUGUCAGGCAAACUCGAAACAAGCAGCGGAUUGCUAUCAAUGUUUAAACGAUUGGUGCGAAGAGUUUUUGUAAAUUGCUUUAAUGUUUUGUCCUCUGACACGUUCACAAUUUGUUUUCAUUUGUGUAGCUUGAUUUUACCAUAUAACUCCGUUUAAAAAGUAUGAACACAAGAGAAAUAUAUUAACAAAUAU
Molecule: messenger RNA, 622 nt
Organism: Sabethes cyaneus
Lineage: Eukaryota; Metazoa; Arthropoda; Insecta; Diptera; Culicidae
Product: barrier-to-autointegration factor-like
Exons: 2
Coding region: 231-503 (90 amino acids)
Molecular function (GO): DNA binding
Source: RefSeq, a predicted model, not a curated record